This is a messenger RNA of Castor canadensis (American beaver), 2606 nucleotides long. RefSeq names its product pantothenate kinase 4 (inactive) (gene Pank4). Gene Ontology annotation, biological process: coenzyme A biosynthetic process. Gene Ontology annotation, cellular component: cytosol; nucleus. Gene Ontology annotation, molecular function: pantothenate kinase activity; ATP binding. The record is from RefSeq and is a predicted model, not a curated record. NCBI's taxonomy places the organism in Eukaryota, Metazoa, Chordata, Mammalia, Rodentia, Castoridae.
AUAUAUCUCCAUGGCUGAUGAGGGUGGCCGGGCACUUUCAAAAUGGCGGAGUGUGGAGCGAGCGGCGGCGGGAGCAGCGGGGACAGCCUGGACAAGAGCAUCACGCUGCCCCCCGAUGAAAUCUUCCGCAAUCUGGAGAACGCCAAGCGCUUCGCCAUCGAUAUAGGUGGAUCCUUAACCAAGCUGGCCUACUAUUCAACAGUGCAGCACAAAGUGGCCAAAGUGAGGUCUUUUGACUACCCAGGAAAGGACACAGAGCAGGACCACGAGCCACCUUACGAGAUCUCGGUUCAGGAAGAGAUCACAGCUCGUCUGCAUUUCAUCAAGUUUGAGAAUACCUAUAUCGAAGCCUGCCUGGACUUCAUCAAAGACCACCUGGUCAACACAGAGACAAAGGUCAUCCAAGCAACAGGGGGCGGGGCAUACAAGUUCAAGGACCUCAUUGAGGAGAAGCUGCAGCUGAAAGUGGACAAAGAAGACGUGAUGACCUGCUUGAUAAAGGGGUGUAACUUUGUGUUGAAGAACAUCCCUCACGAGGCCUUCAUGUAUCAGAAAGACUCCAACCCUGAGUUCCGAUUUCAGACAAAUCACCCCAACAUCUUCCCAUACCUCCUGGUCAACAUCGGCUCUGGCGUCUCCAUCGUGAAGGUGGAGACGGAAGACAGGUUCGAGUGGAUCGGAGGCAGCUCCAUUGGAGGUGGCACCUUCUGGGGGCUUGGGGCGCUGCUCACCAAAACAAAGAAGUUCGAUGAGCUGCUGCACCUGGCCUCCAGGGGCCAGCACGCCAAUGUGGACAUGCUGGUGCAAGACAUCUAUGGCGGGGCCCACCAGACCCUGGGGCUGAGCGGCAACCUCAUCGCAAGCAGCUUUGGGAAGUCGGCCACUGCCGACAGAGAGUUCUCCAAAGAAGACAUGGCCAAGAGUUUACUGCACAUGAUCAGCAAUGACAUCGGGCAGCUCGCUUGCCUCUAUGCCAAGCUCCACAGCCUGGACAGGGUGUACUUCGGAGGCUUCUUCAUCCGGGGCCACCCUGUGACCAUGCGCACCAUCACUUAUAGCAUCAACUUCUUCUCCAAGGGAGAAGUCCAGGCACUGUUCCUGAGACAUGAAGGCUACCUGGGAGCCAUUGGGGCAUUUUUGAAAGGAGCCGAGCAAGACAAUCCUAACCAGUACAGCUGGGGUGAGAACUAUGCAGGCAGCUCUGGGCUGAUGAGCACGUCACCGGAGCUGUGCCCUACACAGCGGGCAAGGAGCGGCACAUUUGACCUGCUAGAGAUGGACCGACUAGAGAGACCCCUGGUCAACCUGCCCCUCCUUCUGGACCCAUCCUCCUAUGUGCCCGAUACAGUGGAUCUCACUGACGAUGCUCUGGCCCGAAAGUACUGGCUGACCUGCUUCGAGGAGGCCCUGGAUGGGGUGGUGAAGCGUGCUGUGGCCAGCCAGCCUGAGUCCAUGGAUGCAGCUGAGAGGGCUGAGAAGUUCCGGCAGAAAUACUGGAGCAAGCUGCAGACACUGCGACACCAGCCCUUUGCUUAUGGGACACUGACUGUUCGGAGCCUGCUGGACACGAGGGAGCACUGUUUGAAUGAGUUCAACUUCCCAGACCCCUACUCCAAGGUGAAGCAGAAAGAAAAUGGCCUGGCACUGAAGUGCUUUCAGAACGUGACACGCUCCCUGGACUCACUAGGUUGGGAGGAGCGGCAGCUGGCCCUCGUGAAGGGGCUGCUGGCCGGAAAUGUGUUCGACUGGGGUGCCAAGGCUGUGUCUGAUGUCCUCGAGUCUGAGUCCCAGUUUGGGUUUGAAGAAGCAAAGAGAAAAUUACAAGAGCGGCCGUGGCUUGUGGAUUCCUAUAACGAGUGGCUCCAGAGAUUAAAGGGGCCCCCUCAUAAAUGUGCCUUAAUUUUCGCAGAUAACAGUGGAAUAGACAUCAUUUUGGGAGUCUUCCCCUUUGUCAGGGAGCUACUCUUUAGAGGGACGGAGGUCAUCCUGGCGUGCAACUCCGGCCCCGCCCUGAACGAUGUGACCUACAGUGAGUCCCUCAUCGUGGCCGAGCACAUCGCGGCCAUGGACCCCAUCAUCCACUCUGCGCUCCGGGAGGAGAGGCUGCUGCUGGUGCAGACGGGCUCCAGUUCCCCGUGUCUCGAUCUCAGCCGUCUGGACCAGGGGCUGGCUGUCCUGGUGCAGGAGCGCGGUGCUGAUCUAGUGGUCAUCGAGGGCAUGGGCCGCGCUGUUCACACCAACUACCAUGCAGCGCUGUGCUGCGAGAGCCUCAAGCUGGCCGUGAUCAAGAACGCCUGGCUGGCUGAGCGGCUGGGUGGCCGGCUCUUCAGCGUCAUCUUCAAGUAUGAAGUGCCCGCUGAGUGAGGUGCCUGCUCCCACCAGAACCUGCCCCCAUCACUCAUCAGGAAUGUUUUACUGAACAAGGAAUCUACAGUCCACACCAGAGUAUUUAUACUGUGCUUCUGUGACUGAUGGCGCGUGCACCGGGCCAGCCGAUGCAGGUUGUCCCAUGUGACACUCGUAUUGGAAUGUAUUUAACUGUUAAUAAUCUUUUAUAUAUAUAUAUAUAUAUAUAUACAUAUAUAUAAAUAUAUGAAUAGAUGUGU